Archocentrus centrarchus (flier cichlid) is the source of this 7389-nucleotide messenger RNA. RefSeq names its product protein tyrosine phosphatase receptor type O (gene ptpro). Gene Ontology annotation, molecular function: cadherin binding; Wnt-protein binding; protein tyrosine phosphatase activity. Gene Ontology annotation, cellular component: glutamatergic synapse; GABA-ergic synapse; plasma membrane. The coding region runs from base 120 to 3872 and encodes 1250 amino acids. NCBI's taxonomy places the organism in Eukaryota, Metazoa, Chordata, Actinopteri, Cichliformes, Cichlidae. Gene Ontology annotation, biological process: podocyte differentiation; axon guidance; negative regulation of canonical Wnt signaling pathway. The record is from RefSeq and is a predicted model, not a curated record. The transcript is spliced from 27 exons.
GAAGGUGGUGUGCGGUUAGAGAAGCGGAGCGGAAAUAACCCGCAGAGUGAAUCAGUGCGCGCGGCGCUGCGUCGCGCUCCGAUGCAGCAGCAGCAGCAGGAGGAGGCGCCAUUGUUUGGAUGCGCAGCAGACUGAGAGGAAAAAGGCCCGGGCUCGGACUCACUGACGGGGACACGCGCACCAUGUUGCCUCCGCUGCUCUUCGCGCUCCACCUGCUCUGCUUCACCCAGAGCACGUUGGCGUUCCAGGCGACUGUAAACGAUGAAGGUUUGAUCGUGGCGACGCUGGAGCUCUCAGACCUGCAGGAGAACGUCACAGCGUACGCGGCGCAGAUCUCCGGAGAAUCUCGAACCGUCCUGGUUCAGUUCAUCAACGCCAGCGAGCCUCUGCUGUACAACGCCUCGUUCCACGGCCUCUGCUACACGCUGGGGCUGCUGGUCAAACGGGGACAGGCCUGGUCCAGACCCGUGAAGACUGUGACUGUGCUCACGAAGCCGCUUCCUGUCCACAGCGCUCAGAUAUUGGACUAUAAGGAGGCUCCAGAGACUGGUGUGGUGUUUGAAAUCGAUCCUCCGACCAGAAACGUCUUCAGCAGAGUCAACAUCAGCUACACUGAAGGACAAGAGCGUCGAUCAAUGCUCUAUAAAGAUUUUUACAAAGGGAAGACGGUGUUUAAGCACUGGUUACCAGGGAUGUGUUAUCGGAACAUCACCUUCCAGCUGAUCUCCGAGGCCACCGUAUACCAGACUGCACUGGUUACCCACAGUGACAUCACUCACACCCCUCUGCACCACCGGACAAUGCCCUCCCCUCCCCUCAACAUCUCCCAUAGGAUCAUCCACCUGAGUCAGAGGGUAACUCCGGGUCAGGGGACUGACACGCCCCCUCAUCGAUCCCCCCGCCAGGCCCGGGAUGUCCCGCUGAUGGAGGAGCGGGAGGAGGCGAGUCAGGCAGAGGAAAACAUCACCUCAGAAGAGGUGAUAGGAGUCACUUCUGCCCCCUUCAACUCCACAAAAAUCCCGAUGACGAGCGCCACCAUCGAUGUGAACAGCAGCCACAUGGAGGAGGCGGAGCCUACUAGCUACUGGCUAGAUCCGACUGAGCCAUCUCCUGGUGACAGGGAUGAGGAGUUUGUUAAUGGCGUGGUGCCGGAGUACGAGGACUCCAACGAGCCGGGCUCGGCUUUGGCGCUCCCCGCCGAGCCGUCCGUCCUGCCCACCAGGCUGCCGCCCAUCCUGCUGGAGCUGCGCUGGCUGCCACCACGACCGCCCACCAGCUAUGAUGGCUUCAACGUCUACAUCUACAGAGAUGGUAACUCGACGGAAACGGCAACCGUGGAUGAAAAUACGCACGAGUUUUUCACCGAGUUAACGGAGCCGGGAACGUACAGAGUACAGGUGACCACGCUGAGUUCAUCCGGAGAAUGCGAGGCCCGAGAGAGCAGCGCUGACACCGGCUUCACCUUCUACCUCAGUUCCGGCGGCGAGCUGCUGGAGGAGCUCCGGGAGCAUCCUCAGGCCGUCAGCGUCAGACUGCUGGACUCGAGCACUGCCGCCGUCUCCUGGGCGCCGUCCUCCCAGAACCACAAUGGCAGCCUGGUGUCGGUGGUUUCCACCACCUGCCUGAAGCCCAGCCUCAGCCAGAGGAUGGAAAACACGUACUGCAGCGAGGAAAACUCAACAAGUGACAUCAUCACCCACCUGACGCCCGGCGCCCAGUACAGAGUGGUCGUCUAUCACACCAACGGACCCCUGAUCAGCCCGCCGUCGGAGCCCGUCAUCAUCGAUAUCGAGCCCACCGGCGUGCGCGAGCUCGCCAUUUACCCUCUGAGCCCGACGGCGGUGAUCCUCAGCUGGCAGCGUCCGUACCACGUGGCCUUCAGGAAGUAUGUCCUUCAGACCUUCUUCUUCAACCCUGUCACGCUGGCCUCCGAGUGGACCACCUACUACGAGAUCGCUGCCACCGCCUCUGUCAUCGCCUCCGUGAGGGUGACCGACCUGCUGCCCGCCUGGUAUUAUAAUUUCCGUGUUUCCAUGGUGACGUGGGGCGACCCGCCGCUCAGCUGCUGCGACAGCUCCACCGUGAGCUUCGUCACAGCUCCCGAGGCGCCUCACAUAUACUCGGUGGAUUAUUCUCAUGGCGUUUUGUACGUUCACUGGACGUACGGCGAGCUCUUCAGCGACCUGUCGCACUCCAGGAUGCUGCACUGGCAGGUGGUCGCCGUUGGGAAGAGAGGACCCGAGAAGACGUACUCCAUCGACGUGACUCGUAACGUGAUGCAGGCGACCCUCCCUCUGCCUCCUGGAGACAUCUACAACCUGACGGUGACGGCGUGCACGGACCGCAGCAGGAACACCUCCACGCCCAACAUCAUCAAACUGGAGCCAGCUCCUCCCAGGUCGCUGUAUGCCGUCAACGCCACUCACUCAUCUGUGACUCUGCUGUGGACCGAGGAGGGAGUGGUUGACUAUUACCAGGUCUUCUGUAGACCCAGCAAAGCCAGCAAGGAGCAGCUCAAGGCGCUCGAGCCGCAGACCUCCACCUCCCACGUCCUAACCAUUUCUGGUUUGACACCAUCUUCCAGCUACAACUGCACCGUCACCAGCUUCAGCUACAGCACGCCCAGCAAACCCGCACACAUCACUGUCAGCACCAUUGCCAAAGAGAUGAACCCGAGCGUUGCCGCCAUCUCGGCUCUGGCCGUCCUCAGCAUCCUGCUCAUCAGUCUGCUCAUUCUCUUCCUGCUCGUUCUGCGUAAGAAACACCUGCAGAUGACCAGGGAGUGCGGCGCAGAGACCUUCGUUAAUUUCGCCUCGUUUGAGAGAGACGGGAAACUUCCGUAUAACUGGCGAAGAAGUCUCUUUGCCUUCCUUACCCUACUGCCAUCCUGCCUUUGGACUGACUAUCUUUUGGCUUUUUAUAUUAAUCCUUGGAGCAAGACCGCUUUAAAGAAACGGAAGCUAACAAGCCCCGUGCAGCUGGACGACUUUGAGGCCUUCUUCAAAGACAUGAGCAAAGACUCGGCCUACAAGUUCUCCCUACAGUUCGAGGAUCUGAAGAGCAUUGGUCUGGAUCUUUCCCAUGAUGCCGCUGACCUGCCCAUCAACAGGCCCAAGAACAGAUACACCAACAUCCUCCCCUAUGACUUCAGUCGAGUGAAGCUGAUCUCAAUGCACAACGAUGAAGGUUCAGACUACAUCAACGCCAAUUACAUACCUGGCUACAGGCAUAAUAAGGAGUACAUCGCCACGCAGGGCCCGCUGCCCGAGACCCGCAACGAUUUCUGGAAGAUGGUUCUGCAGCAAAAAUCCCCGAUUAUCGUCAUGCUCACGCAGUGCAACGAACGGCGACGGGUGAAGUGUGAUCAUUACUGGCCCUUCACAGAUGAGCCCGUGAUGUACGGGGAGAUUAGCGUGGAGAUGAUGUCUGAAAGCGAGUCUCCAGAGUGGACCAUCAGGAAGUUCAGAAUCGGAUACGCCGAUGAGAGUCAGGACGUCCUCCACCUGAACUACACUUCGUGGCCAGAUCAUGGCGUGCCCACGGUAAACGCCAUCGAGAGCAUCCUGCAGUUUGUCCAUAUUGUCCGCCAGCAGGCCAACAGGACCAAAGACCCCAUCAUUGUCCACUGCAGCGCUGGAGUCGGCAGGACCGGGACCUUCAUCGCUCUGGAUCGCCUGAUGCAGCACAUCAGAGAGCACGAGUACAUCGACAUCUUGGGCAUGGUCUCUGAAAUGCGAUCGCAUCGUCUGUCGAUGGUCCAGACUGAGGAGCAGUAUGUGUUCAUCCAUCAGUGUGUCUUGCUGAUGUGGCAGAAGAAAAGGCAGCAGUCCAUCACCUCGGAUGUUAUCUACGAGAAUGCCAGCAAGACAUAAUGAGCCUCUGCUGUGAACAUGCCCCAACCUCCUGUGCUUCAGGCAUCCAUUCUCUGCAGAAGAAGACUUGCUUCAUCAUCAGUAUCAAAAACAAAAACAAAAAAAACAAAAAAAAAAAAAAACAGCAGAACAUCUGGACGAGAGAAAACUAUUAUCUAGUCUUUCUUUGAAUUGGUGUUAAAGCAUGGGAUGGAGUUUUGCCUUAAGGAGCCUUCACUGACUGACCAACAUGUUCAACCACAAGCCCGCCCUCUGAACUGGACCGACUCACGCCAACGUGGGCUCAGAGGAGCACUGACGAGCUGCGUCCGUUCAGGCGACGAGUCGUGGAACUGAGUCAGCAGUUUUUCAUUUUUAUUUAUGUUUUUAAUCUCAGGAGUCGCUGAAAAACCAGCAAGCACACUGGCCUCUUCUUCCCCUCGAACGUUCGUUUUAAGCUUCGUUUUUGCUUCGUUCAUCAUCCCGCGUGGUGCAGCUUUCCUGGCUCUUUGGGCUGCAGGAGUCGGCGGCGGUAGAUUUCAUCGUUACGCACUGCCAUACGUACCGCACACGUUGAUAAUUAAAAAGCGACUGCUCGAGCAAGCUGAUUAACUGCCAGGACUGCUGCACGAGAAGAACCCAGCAAACAUUCACUGACGGGUUAAAACGAGCACAAAUCAGGUGUUUGGAGAUGCAGCGCCACAAACCUGUGGUGAAAAAUGAGGAAAGUUUUGCUGCAGAUCGAAUGUGGAAAAUGUCAGAUUUCUGCUUCACAUUAUCUGAGAAAAACAUCACAACACUAUCUGAACGUUAUCUGAUCAAAUUAGAUGCGUGAAUGUUUGCUAGGUCUGCACAAGUGGAGGGCACAGAGGAGUGGAGGGGAACAUCGUCCCCACGCUGCCGUCCGCUGCUGCUCGGCGUGUUCGAGGCCAGUUUAGAGCUAGAGACUGUGGUUGUAGAGCUGUAGUUCGUAUUUGCACUGAGGCCUCAGAGCUGCUGAACAAGAAGGGAAGCAUUCCUGCUGCUGCUUCCCACCGUGGAGGACCGGCACGCAGUCACGUUGCUCCAUAUUUGUCCUGUGCACCGGGGGCUCUUUCUAACGAAGGAUGUAAAGCUGUAGAUUAACUUUAGGACUACCGUAGAGGUUUGGACUGUCCGAUCGGACUGGCUGCAACAAUCCGGAUCGUAUCCGACAGCGUGGACAUCAGAGACAGUUGAACUGCCAAAACCACCAAGAACAUCACAAGUUUCCCAGUAAUCGGCCAGCUUUGGGAAGUACCAGAAACAUAUCUGCUCAGAAACGUUCAGAGCUCACUGAGCUCCUCUGGGGCCCCACACGAACCAGUUUAUCAUUGUGUAAAACUGCAGAUUAAACCUUUGAACCUGGGCUAGAAAGUACAAAUAUAUAAAGGUACAAAUAUCUGUAUUUUAAUGAAAUGAUGGUCACUGGUUCCGUUAUAAAUGCCCUCUAAAGACCUCCCAUAUAGAAGCAUCAGGCUUUAAAUUUCACUACAAACACUGAAACAUCCUGAACAUUUAAUGUAUGUGCUCAGUUUAACAUGUCGUCAGUCUGGUUUUAGUUCACUAAAUUAAAUUCAACUUUGUUCUAAUUUUAAUUACUAAAUUUCUAGCGGUCCCAACGAGCAGCACACAUCCAGAAUUCUAUGCUUAACAUUUUUUGUAACACUAAAUAAAUGACUUUAAACGAUGGCAGCUGGGAGUGUGUAAACACCACUGGAUUUGGAUUGUAAAAGAUUUCCUGCCAAAAUUUUAUACUCCAAACAACAUUUUUGUGCUUCCCACAUGAAAACUGACCAAUAAAAAUGGGUUCUGUUUGUGGAAAUUUGGCACAUUUUCAAAUUUGAGGCUUUUUGGGCACAAAGUAAAAUCAGUGAGCAGUGAUAUUUAAUAAACAGAUUAUUUUAUGGUUGUUUUUGGGCCCCAGGAGUCGGUUUGCGAAUGGCUCCGACCGACUCUUUAACGUCGAUCUGUACAGAAAAGUGUUGAAGCCGUUUCUGAAGCGUCUGCUGGUUCGAUUCAUCUUCAUUCUUCGAUUUCACACGACGGGCUAAAGAACAUCCACGGUCCUCGUUCCUCAGUGACCGUGGUGAAUGUCUGUGGAGCAGAUGGUCGAUUCAGGAAACACAGGGUGCUGUCAAAAUAAGAGCUCAAGAUCAAAUGAAAGCGGGGGGGGUCUGGUUAAAUGUUACAUUUAAUAUUUAAUAAAAAGCUCAUUUUAAAUUAAUUUAAAUGACAGAAUUUGUAAACAAAAUCUUUCAGUAUUAUUGUUACACCAUGAUUGUUGUUUACAUAAUGUUACAAAAUUAGCCAUAAUUUGUUCUGCAUAUUCAGCUGAUAAAGUUACACAUUUCAUACAUCAAUGCAAAAAUGCUCCCAUAAAAUCUUUUUAAAAGCUGGGAUGAUUAUUAUUGUCAUGAUUAUUUGUACUAAGAACUGUUUGACGAGCAGAAUUAGUUCAAUGUAAAGAAUAAUGCACGUUCUGAAUGAAUUCUGACUCUUGGGCUGAUAUCUGUUGUUGCAAGCGUGAUCUUAUGGAGCGCUGCAGAUAAAACUGAACAAAUUUCAUAUGAAUAAAAUCUGAAACUGCAUCAACAGGCUGAAAAUGUAGGACAAAGCUAUUUUUGAUGUCCUGAAAAUGUUUUUAAAUUUUUUGACAUUUUGCAGAAUUUUCCCGUGUUGAUCAUUUUCAUAAAUAAAUAAUUGGCUGAGGGAUCAAACGUGCCGGGUCGUGACAGAAAAUAAAGUCUGGACCCAGAACGAUGAUAAACGUUUACAGUUUGGGUUCAUUUGGCUAAAUGCUGAACUAUGAAGUUUUAGUUUGGCGGGAAUCAAAGGCCUCGUUAUUUUGACGGCACCCUGAUUAAGUUGGUUCAAAAUGAUCCAUGAAUGUGUAACAAGGCUGCUGGCCACCUGUGAAAUGAGUCAUCAUCGUGGCCUUGUGCUUACCACACCUGAAGUCUUUACCUGUCGGCUGUCUCGGAUCUGCGGCAGUUCGGUACUUCGGUUCGGUCCCACUGAUCUGAAAUAGGUUCAUUUCACUUAGCUAUCAGAUGUACUGUACAUACUUUUACUGCUUAACUAUUCUGUUUCUACUCGUCAUUGCAAAGUAAUUCUUGUGAUGUUGCUUUAGAGGAUUGUUUUUUAAAAGUUGCUGUUAAUGUGAGUCAUCUUUCUGAGCCGGAAGCUGAAUUCUCGACUGACGUUUCUGACGCCUCAGCGUCUGGAAGUAUGGACACGGGGCGUGGUCACGGGGCGUGGCGUGGGCUGCAGUCUGAGAAACGCACUUUGGUACGACUGUCAAAAAACAAAAAAAAAAAAACCUGACAGAACUUGCUGCCAGUUUUGUGAAGCACUGAACACUUCUACAAUUCUUUCUCUUGCUUAGUGUGUGUCCAGUCGAACUUGUACGUCAUUGGUGCCAUUACUGUGCAUUGUGUCACUUACAGUUGGAAGGAUGAUCCCGAGCUUGGAUCGCCAUCACAGAGUUUUAAUGUGUGUGUUGGAACAAAAUAAAAUG